This is a messenger RNA of Spirometra erinaceieuropaei, 4616 nucleotides long. The record is from the annotation of a GenBank genome assembly. Lineage: Eukaryota; Metazoa; Platyhelminthes; Cestoda; Diphyllobothriidea; Diphyllobothriidae.
AUGGUCUCCUUUCACCGAUUCCAGAGUGCCGAAAUGCUGGGCCGAGGAAAUGAUCACAUGACCAGGGAAACAAGUGAAGCCUGGCACACCAGUACGAACUCCAUCGACCGCUGCGUAGCGCUUCCCGAAGCCUACCAGGCCCUCCGGACGCAGCUCAGAGAACUGGCGAGCAAACGCGGGUUACGAGGAGAAAGGAACCCAAUUACGGCCGGGUCCAUGGGGGACACAAACGCAGCUGCACUUCAACUUGGAUCUGGCGAAGGUGCGAUCGUCACAACAGUCGCGACACCCACUUGUCCAGCCGGUGAGAAAACGGACGUUCGCAGUAACAGAAACGGACCCGACGAAGGUGCCAGCGUCACUGCCACUCAUCCGGCAGGUGAGAACACAGGCCGUCACGAGGUCGUAAAGAAGACUGCCAGCCUAGGACGAGAACUAAGAUCCAUGCGAACACGUGCGAUGACGGCUAGCGCCCGAACGCCCCCCCCCCCCCGACGAGAGGUAAACCCGUUGAAAGGAGACCAUCACCACCUAUAAAUACUGUGAGGCGUGGUACAAAACUCACCUCCGACGAUGAAAUCUUGUUUGAUUUUGAAACGUCAGGACAAUACAACUAUGGUUCCCGAGAUCGUCUCUUCUUCUCAUGUAUGUCCGGGGACGCGCAUCUUCGCUUCUAUCAUAUAUAUAUAUAUGAAGGCAAAUAGUUUUUUUCGGAAAAGAAGAAAACUUUACUUAGUAAAUCUUUGACGUCGGUCGCCCUCCAGACAGAAGAAACGAGUUUUCAGAUUGCACCAAUGAAUGUCUAAUUUGGAAAAGAUAGGGUGGCGUAAGGUUUGACGAGGGAGUGUCAGCGUAGUCACUGGAAGUAGUUUGUAUCAGAAGUAAAUGUGGUGCAGUCCACUUUCGCCAGCAUGACCAUACUUUACUUAGAAGGAUUACGCAGAACGAAGGCCUUAUCACUGUCAGAUAUACCAUACCGCCUGGGUGAUAAGUCAUUGCCAACACGAUCUCUGUCCAUGAAUGUGAAACCAAAGCUGUUUCCGCGGCCAGUUUAUCCCCGACCAAAAUAUCGCCAACAAAAUCUGCGAUUAACUCGAUCAUGCCUACUGACAAAUCCGCAUAGAGUUUUACCUCAGAAAGUCUUGUCGGCAUCUUCGGGAUGGUGAAGAGCCGACUGUUUCAGGUAAUGGCAGAAGUUAUAUUUUGCUCGGGUCUGGAAGGUUUGGUGAGAAGAUCGAAGCACGUGGAAGUCGUGACUUGCCUGCAAAAGAUUCAUUUAUUUAAAAAAUGUAAGUCCCUGUAGGUUUUCGGACGGUACUUCAGCACAUGGAACGCCUUCAGUCAGUCAAUACUGCCACCUUCCUUCUAUUAUACAAGUGCAUGGGACAAUCUUUAUUAUGUCCCGAAAUAAAGGUUUUCAAGCAAAGAAAAAUAAGAUGGCUGAUUAAGCACCGCAAGGAUUUUUAUUUUCUUGAGCUUUUGAACUCAUACUGGAGUCCAUCGUCAGAGAUAAAGCAGCCACAGAACAGCCGACAGUUAAAAGGGUGCCAGCCAAUCAGGGAUAAACGACGCAGGUCUGGAGGUCACUGCGCAGGGUUCUAUGCCAUCACCAGAUCGACACGUAGAUUGGCUGGGUUCCCGGCCGAGGUCGAGGCUACAAUAAAUUCCUGGCAUAUCUUGCGUCUAGCAUGGGUUAUGAUCUUCUAAACCUAGUCCCCCAACAACGCCUUCGGUGGCUUCCGGGAAGACCUUGAUGUAUGGCGGAGCAUGCCAUACCAGAGGUGUUGUUUCUCUUUGCAUCCUCCGGUUUACAAACGCCUUUGAACAGCCAUUCCGCAUAAAAGGGUCAUGCGGACAUCGUGUCUCGCGUGAAUUCACCUGCAAUGAUCCUGGGUCCGUUUGAAGAGCAUUCUCACCCAUCUUCAUUUGCGAGUCAUCGGAUGGUUGCUGUGAAAGCUCAGAAGUUGCUUGGUUUUAGUUAUUUUCUUGUGAAUUGCCGCCUCACUUCCAGCUUUAAGACGUUGCCAGACGUGCACAUUAAGGGAGGGCACCUUCUGCUCCUAUUUUUCUUCCUUUGAGGAUUGUAUACGCGGGAAUAGUUUAUUGAGUAGGUUAUGAAAAUCCUACAGCAUGUUCCUCUUGGCGGCAACAAACUGGUCGUCAACGUGGCGGCGUAUGUCGAAUAAAGGUAGUCUUUUCCAGAUCUUGUAACGCUAGUUCUGCCACUAAAUCGGAGACCUGGGAGCGAACUGGAGUCCCCUUAUUCAGCUCACAGGUUCUUUUAGUGGAAGUAACUUUUUUGGCAGAAUUUGAACAACCUCAUUAAGAUUGCCGAUUUCUGAGCAGACUCUAGGCCUCGUCGAAUGCCUCUUUUAGUUUCCUGUGCAGGAGUUCGCGCACCAAAUUAAAUGGGCUGAAUGCAAACAACGGCGUCACGUCGAAAGAGACCAUGAUUUCGUUCGAUUGAAUCCCGCUACCCUGGAGGUGGGGGAAGUGAGGUAGUCGAAUAGCCUUGGAGGGACUUCUGUUCUAAAUACAUCCACUCUGCUAAAUUUUACAUAUGGCUGAAUUUUAGAGCAACAAUUGACUGCAAUGAGGCAUUUGGUUAAGGGGUUUCAGUUAAACCGGGGAAUCAGGCUAAAACGGUGUCAGUCGUUUUCAGUUGGCAGCAUUUCCUUAGGCCUGAAUAUGGGGUAUACGAAACUCACACAAGUUGAGCAUGGGCAUCUCCCGGCGUCAUCAAACCUCGCCCUACCGAGUUUGCGUUGGCUAUUGUAUGACUGAAUUCGGGUGGACACAACGGCCAGAUGAGCGAUUACUCGUAAACAAAAUUUCCUGCGCACAUAUAGAAAUACUUUUCCUCUGCUCACUAAUGGUGUGCCACCAUUAUUUUUAAGUAUCUUAAUGACAGUCCUUAAAAUUACAAAAUAUCUCAGUCCCUGUUUCCAAAUAGUGCGGAAACUGACUACGGGCUCUUCAAAACAGGGACCCAGUUACUCCAGCCCACAAACAAGUCAAUUAAACAAAAAUGUUCCGUUAAUGUUCCUGUAUUAUGUCUAUGCAUUAUCAGGUACUGGGUGCGGAUUUGUUUUUACGCGAACUGCUCUUAUGGGAUCUCGGAUUGCCGAAGAGUUGCGGUUUCAAAAGUCGAUAACUUCGGGCGUCAGUAACAUACGGGGCGGGGAAGGUUUGCGGGGACAUUAUUUUAUGGACACUUUUAUCGCUAGCGUGUCAGUCGAGGCGUCAUUAAUGUCCGCUGGGUGAAAAUUGCCUGUUAGGAGCUCGGCCUUCGCGUGCAUGCACUGUUAGGACUGUGGCCAUAAAAUACCCUCAGGCGCAAAGGUGCCUGACUUGUUUGGUUUCAACUACCUCUGUGGGGCCUGACGUUCAAUCAACCCUUCGCAAAACUGCACCAAAGGAUUGCACGAAAGACUACACUGAGCUCGUAGACGCUAUUAAGUCAUGCCAAGAGGCAUUCCGCAUUUGUGAAAAAGUUUCAUUCCAUGCCAGUACUCCUGUCAUUCUUCCAGCUACCACAUCAGAGGGAACACGUGUGAGACCAUACUUCCUGCAGGAAGUCGUUUCAGAGCAUGAUCUGGCAGAAGUUUGUAAGUACCAACAGACUUCUGAGAACUGUCAGACUCGACAUUUCCGGAGCACCAUUCGCCUAGAACCGUCAGCGUCCGCCGUUUGCUGAGUGUCUUUUAAAGGCACACAAUAAGAGAGGGGUGGGGAGAAAAAAUAUUUUUGUGAGUAGGGAAGUAGACUGUUCGACUAUCGAAACCGUUUCUUUAUUUGUCUGAUCUUUCGAACUCGUGCAGAAGUCCAGAGUCAGAGAUAAAAGCGACAACGGGACAUGGAACAGUUGUGGGGAGUAAGAAUCAGUCGAAUAUCAGUAACGCCAUUUCGGAGGUGAAUUGCACAGGCAAGAGCAAGCAUUUAUAACAGAUAUGCGCCAGUCAAACAUCAUUAAGACUGGUCUAAAGGUGACUGCACAGGGCUCUUUAUACUGGCUCCAGACCUAUAUACCUAUUGACUGAGAGCUCACCUGAGGCCCAGGUUACAAUCGAUUCGCGGCUUGUUUUCCUUCUGGCGUGGACGACCAUGUUCUUAGAUGCGACGUUAGACUCGCAGCCCGUUGCGUAGGUGUGGGCAAUCACUUGUCACCCCGUCACCCAACCACCUUAUGUCCAUGUAUGCGCGAUCUCAGCAUGAGUGCAGGCUGUCCUGUGUACGUACAUGAGCAGUCUAGGCACGGGAUAGGAUACAAGACAUAAGACCGUUUCGAGGGUCUGGAACAGCGAGCUUUGAGAUAUUCCUCACUAACAUGAAAGAUUAACAAAACCUUUACAACCAAACUCGUCUAUAAACCCUCGGCGAUUUUCACGAAUUUUAAUCUCAUCUCCUCAUCUAGAUCCCAAGCAACCUGUUGACGAUCAUGGCGGAUUCAUCUGUUUUUGCCAUCUGCUACUAGUUUGGUCGGUCAGCGAAGAGGUAUCAUGGUCGCAUCUCCCCGCGCUUUGAUGUUUCUUGCAGCCUUUAUCGUCCCCUGCCCGCCUGAACUUAACGCAGACCGUGACCGAUCACCGUGCUUUCCUCCUGCCUCGCCACCUUGA